CAAAGGUAACAGGCUUUCCCUUCCUGCGAGUCCCCAGGGGCUGCGUCCCGAAUGCCACGGGCUCCACGCGUGGGCCGGAAGCGGAAGUGACGUCAGCGACCCGCGGGUUCUUUGCCGGCGGCGCUGGCUGCGCUCGGCGGUCCCGAGCACCCUCUCCUCGUGGUGGGUGCGUCCCUCAUUUGGGUCCCUUUCAGAAGCUUCCAAAGCCACCUCUCUGCGUUGUUUCCUACAAGGAAAGGAAUUUCCAGUGCUUGGUGAGGCUGACUCCAUUCCCUGCUUCCUCCCAUCUCGCAGAUAUAUUGAUCCCAGUGAAUUCAGGUGGUCGUCUUUCUAGAGGCCUGAAGAAAAGGCAAAGGUGGAGAGGAUGGUAGCUGAUUGCCUGACACAUUGCUACGAGGACUCGGUGACCUUUGAGGAUGUGGCUGUGGGCUUCACCCAGGAGGAAUGGAUCUUACUGGAUCGGGCUCACAGAGAGCUAUACAGAGAGGUGAUGCUGGAGACCUACCAGAACCUGGCCUCACUCGGACGUGAACCCAUCAAACCUAGUCUGAUCUCCUGGCUGGAAGAAGAUCUGUGGCUUGUACAGAGCGGAGCCCUCCAUGACUGGGAAAUGCAACUUAAAACUAAAGAGUCAACAGUUCAGGAGGACUCUUUGAGGAAACACACUUCCAGUGGGAUACGAACAGCAGGAAGCCACCUCGCCCAGGCCCUCCGUGAUCACGCGCAGGGCGGAGAAAUCUUCAGUGAGCACUCGUAUUUCAAGACACCCGUGAAGACACAGCACGCGUGGCCCCCGGCGGCCCCCGGCGGCCGCUCCAGCGAGGCGGCGGCGCCCGUGCCCCUGCACGCCCUCCGCACCUACGCGUGCAAGCUGUGCGGCAAGGCCUUCGGGCGCUCCUCCAACCUCAGCCGGCACAUGCGCACGCACACGGGCGAGAAGCCGUACAAGUGCAAGGAGUGCCGCAAGGCCUUCACCACCUACUCGCGCCUGGUGGAGCACUUCCGGACGCACACGGGCGAGAAGCCCUACAAGUGCAAGGACUGCGGCAAGGCGUUCAGCAAGCGCUCGGGCCUCAUCACGCACCUCCCCACGCACGCCUCGGACAAGCCGUACGCGUGCGAGCAGUGCGGGAAGGCCUUCGCCUCGGCCCCGCGCCUGGCGCAGCACACCCGCAUCCACAGCGGCGAGAGGCCGUACAUCUGCAAGGAGUGCGGCCGGGCCUUCCUCACCUCGUCCUACCUGCGCAACCACGUGGGCCGCACCCACAGCCGCGAGCGGCCCUACCUGUGCGGGGACUGCGGCAAGGCCUUCCACUCCUACUCCUACCUGCGCCGCCACGUGCGCAUCCACAGCGGGGAGAGGCCCUACCUGUGCAAGGAGUGCGGCAAGGCCUUCCUCAACUCCUCCUACCUCCACAACCACGUGCGCAAAACGCACAGCGGCGAGAGGCCGCACAUCUGCGGCGAGUGCGGGAAGGUCUUCCACGCCUCCUCCUACCUCCGGCGCCACGUGCGCACGCACAGCGGGGAGCGACCCUGCAUCUGCAAGGAGUGCGGGAAAGCCUUCCUCAACGCCUCCUACCUGCGCAAGCACCUGAGCACGCACGCCGGGGACCGGCCCUACGGCUGCACCGAGUGCGGCAAGUCCUACAGCCGAUCGAACCUGCUGCACGACCACCUGAAAACGCACCUGGUGGAAAAGCCAUUCGAGUGCGACGUGUGCGGGAAAGCCUUCCAGUACUUCUCAUACCUCACCAAACACAUCCGCAUUCACACCGGAAUCAAGCCCUACAAGUGUAAGUACUGCGGCAAAGACUUCACCACGUCCUCCAGCCGCACGGAACACGUGCGGACCCACACCGGGGAGCGGCCCUACGAGUGCAAGGAGUGCGGCAAAGCCUUCAGCUCCUCCUCCAACCUCAUCCACCAUGGCAAGAUCCACAGCAGAGAGAAACCUCUCGUUAGAGAGGUAAAAAAAACCUCCACUAGCUCCUAACUGAGCACUUACUAACUGACGCCAACAGCAAUGGCUUGGGACGGAAGGAAGGCUGACAAUCCUGUAGGAAUUCUCAUCUUACAACAUCACACUGCAAUGUUCCCUGGGCUUUCUGCCCAGGCACUGGUGGUUCACACCUGGAAUCCCAGUUACUCAGGAGGCUGAAAUCUGAGGGUCCGCAGUUCAAAGCCAAACCAGGCAAGAAACGUCCAUGAGGUUCAUUGUCUCCAAAAGCAAGAAAGCAAGCAAGAAAGAGAAAGAGAAAUCUACUCCAGAAAAGCCAGACAUGAAGUGGUAGCUCUAGUAGAGCACAAGCCUAGAGCAAAAAAUAACUAAAGAUAAGGAAUAUGGGCCAGCGCUCAGUCAAGCCAGUUCACUUGAAAAUAUGAAUUGAACCUGUGUUCUCACAGCUCCCCAUGAAUGUAAGCAAGAGAGCAGGAAAUCCCUCACUUGUUUCCUGGGAAGUUAUUAAAUACAGUUAUUAAAUACCAUGGAGGGAGAGAACGCUGGUGUAAAUAAUAAGGUUGGAUCAUGGCUGUACAAGAUAUUUCCAUCUUCCCUUGUGCUUUCAGUGGCAAACACUGAAGGUAAGGAACAGUGGGAAAUCCCUUUCAUGGGGCAUGAAUCCUCCAGCUGACUCCACCAAGAGAUGACUCUAAGGGAAGUGGAAUUUGCCCCCCACCCCCAAUCAGUCCAUCUGGAUGGUGUUGGUGUAUUUGGACCAUUUUUUUC
Molecule: messenger RNA, 2728 nt
Organism: Dipodomys spectabilis (banner-tailed kangaroo rat)
Lineage: Eukaryota; Metazoa; Chordata; Mammalia; Rodentia; Heteromyidae
Product: zinc finger protein OZF-like
Exons: 7
Coding region: 365-1996 (543 amino acids)
Biological process (GO): negative regulation of transcription by RNA polymerase II
Molecular function (GO): DNA-binding transcription repressor activity, RNA polymerase II-specific
Source: RefSeq, a predicted model, not a curated record